This is a messenger RNA of Chrysochloris asiatica (Cape golden mole), 6612 nucleotides long. RefSeq names its product tenascin C (gene TNC). Gene Ontology annotation, molecular function: protein binding. The transcript has 27 exons. The record is from RefSeq and is a predicted model, not a curated record. Bases 10 to 6612 code for a protein of 2200 amino acids. Lineage: Eukaryota; Metazoa; Chordata; Mammalia; Afrosoricida; Chrysochloridae.
UCUUCUGCCAUGGGGGAUACAACCCGACUGUUGGCGGGUAUCUUCAUAGCUUUACUCACUCUCCCUGCCAAAGGUGGGGUCCUCAAGAAGGUUAUUCGACACAAACGACAAAGUGGGGUAAAUGUGACCCCACCAGAGGAGAGCCAGCCAGUAGUGUUUAACCAUGUCUACAACAUCAAGUUGCCUAUGGGGUCCCAAUGUUCAGUGGAUUUGGAUUCAGCCAGUGGGGAGAAAGACCUGGCUUCACAGUCAGAACCCAGAGAAAGCCUCCAGGAGCACACAGUGGAUGGGGAAAACCAGAUCGUCUUCACACACCGCAUCAACAUCCCCCGCCGGGCCUGUGGCUGUGCUGCUGCCCCUGAUGUCAAGGAACUCCUGAGCAGACUGGAGGAGCUGGAGAACCUAGUCUCUUCCCUGAGGGAGCAGUGUACCACAGGAGUAAGUUGCUGUCUUCAGCCUGCUGAAGGCCGCCUGGAUACCACGCCUUACUGUAGUGGCCGUGGCAACUUCAGCACUGAAGGAUGUGGCUGUGUCUGUGAACCUGGCUGGAAAGGUCCCAACUGCUCUGAGCCCGAAUGUCCUGGCAAUUGUCACCUGCAAGGCCAGUGCAUUGACGGGCAGUGCAUCUGCCAUGAGGGCUUCACCGGCGAGGACUGCAGCCAGCUGGCCUGUCCCAAUGACUGCAAUGACCAGGGCAAGUGUGUGAAUGGCCUCUGCAUCUGUUUCGAAGGCUAUGCCGGGGCUGACUGCAGCCAGGAGGUCUGCCCAGUGCCCUGCAGCGAGGAGCAUGGCACAUGCGUGGAUGGACAGUGUGUGUGCAAGGAUGGCUUUGCGGGCGAAGACUGCAAUGAGCCCCUCUGCCUCAACAACUGCUACAACCGAGGGCGGUGCGUGGAGAACGAGUGUGUGUGCGAUGAUGGCUUCACGGGUGAGGACUGCAGCGAGCUCAUUUGCCCCAAUGACUGUUUCGACCGGGGCCGUUGUGUCAACGGCACCUGCUACUGUGAGCAGGGCUUUACUGGAGAGGACUGUGGCCUGCUCACCUGCCCCAAUGCCUGUCACAGCCAGGGCCGGUGUGAGGAGGGCCAGUGUGUGUGUGACGAGGGCUUCUCAGGGGCAGACUGCAGUGAGAAGAGGUGUCCUGCAGACUGUCACAACCACGGUCGCUGCAUCGCUGGGCAGUGUGAAUGUGACGAUGGCUUCACGGGACCCGACUGUGGUGAGCUCAAGUGUCCCAGUGGUUGUAACAAUCAUGGCCAUUGUGUCAAUGGUCAGUGUGUGUGUGAUGAGGGCCAUACUGGUGAGGACUGCGGUCAGCAGCGGUGUCCUAAUGACUGCCACAACCGGGGCCACUGCAUCCAGGGCAAGUGUGUGUGUGAGCAAGGCUUCCAGGGCUCCGACUGCAGUGAAAUGAGCUGUCCCAACAACUGUCACUGGCAUGGGCACUGUGUCCACGGCAUGUGUGUCUGCGACGAUGGCUACAUGGGCGAAGACUGCCGGGACCUGCGGUGCCCCAAGGACUGUAGCCACCGGGGUCGCUGUGUGGAUGGGCAGUGUGAGUGUGAGGACGGCUUCACUGGGCCCGACUGUGCCGAGCUCUCUUGUCCCAAUGACUGCCACCAGCAGGGCCGUUGUGUGAACGGGCAGUGUGUGUGCCACGAAGGCUUCACGGGCCGAGACUGCAAGGAGAGAAGGUGCCCCAGUGACUGCAAUGGCCAGGGCCGCUGCGAAGAUGGCCAGUGCAUCUGCCAUGAGGGCUUCACAGGUCUGGACUGUGGGCAUCGCUCCUGCCCCAAUGACUGCAGCAACUGGGGACAGUGUGUGCUGGGUCGCUGCAUCUGCAAUGAAGGCCACUCUGGGGAAGACUGCUCCGAAGUGUCCCCUCCCAAAGACCUCAUCGUGACAGAAGUGACAGAAGAAACAGUAAACCUGGCCUGGGCCAAUGAGAUGCGAGUCACAGAGUACCUCAUUACGUACACACCCACCCAUGUGGGUGGCCUGGAAAUGCAGUUUCGAGUCCCUGGGGACCAGACAUCCACCACCAUCCGGGAGCUGGAGCCUGGUGUGGAAUACUUUAUCCGCGUGUUCGCCAUCCUAGAGAACAAGAGGAGCAUUCCCGUCAGUGCCAGAGUGGCCACUUACUUGCCUGCGCCUGAAGGCCUCAAAUUUAAGUCCAUCAAGGAGACAUCCGUGGAGGUGGAGUGGGAGCCUCUGGACAUUGCUUUUGAAAACUGGGAAAUCAUCUUCCGGAAUAUAAAUAAAGAGGAUGAAGAAGAAAUUAAGAGUAGCCUGAAGAGGCCAGAGACCACAUACCGACAAAUUGGCCUAGCUCCUGGGCAAGAGUAUGAAAUAUCAUUACACAUUGUGAAAAACAACACCCGGGGCCCCAGUCUCAAGAAGGUGACCACCACCCGUUUGGAUGCCCCCAGCCAAAUCGAGGUGAAAGACUUCACAGACACCACUGCUCUGAUCACCUGGUUUAAGCCCCUGGCGGAGAUUGAUGGCAUUGAGCUCUCCUAUGGAAUCAAAGAUGUGCCUGGUGACCGCACCACCAUUGAUCUGGCACAUGAUGAGAACCAGUACUCCAUUGGAAACCUGAAGCCAGACACCGAGUAUGAAGUGUCCCUCAUUUCCCGCAGGGGUGACAUGUCUAGCAAGCCGGCCAAAGAGACCUUCACAACAGGUCUGGAUAUGCCCAGGAAUCUCAGACGUAUCGCCCAGACAGACAACAGCAUCACCCUGGAAUGGAGGAAUAGCAAGGCAGCCAUUGACAGCUACAGGAUUAAGUAUGCACCCCUCUCUGAAGGUGAACACGCUGAGAUUGAUGUUCCAAAGAGUCGACAAACCACAACCAAAGUAACACUCACAGGUCUGAAGCCAGGAACUGAAUAUGGGAUUGGAGUGUCUGCUGUGAAGGGGGACAAGGAGAGCAAUCCAGCCACCAUCAAUGUGGCCACAGAUAUAGAUGCACCCAAGGACCUUCAGGUAUCCAAACCUACGGAAACCAGCCUGAAUCUACUCUGGAAGAUGCCCCUGGCUGAGUUUGACCAUUACCGCCUCAACUACAGCCUUCCCACAGGCCAGCAAACAGAGGUGCAGCUUCCAAGAGACACCACCUCGCAUGUUCUGAGAGAUCUAGAGCCUGGGCAGGAAUAUACCAUCCUCCUCACAGCAGAAAAAGGCAGACGCAAGAGCAAGCCAGCACAAGUAAUGGGGUCGACAGAUCAAGCUCCUGAACUGGGAAACUUCAUGGUGACUGAGGCUGCCUCGGAUGGCCUCAAACUCAACUGGACUGCAGCUGACGAGACUUAUGAGCACUUUGCAAUUCAGGUGCAGGAGGCUAACAAGGUGGAGGCAACUCAGAACCUCACCUUGGCUGGCAGCCUCCGUGCUAUCGACAUCUCUGGCCUCAAGGCUGCCACCCCCUAUAGAAUCACUAUCUACGGGGUGAUUGGGGAUUAUAGAACACCAGUGCUUUCUGCUGAGGCCUCCACAGGUGACCCUCCCAAGAUGGGAGAGGUAACAGUGACCGAGGUGGACUGGGAUAGCUUCAAACUCAACUGGACAGCUCCAGAAGGGGUCUAUGAGCACUUUUACAUUCAGGUGCAGGAGAGAGGAGACACAGUAGAGGCAGCCCACAACCUCACAGUCCCGGGAGGACUGAGGUCCGUGGACCUUACUGAUCUCAAAGCAGAUACCAAUUAUAGCAUCAGCAUCCGUGGGGUCAUUCAGGACUUCAGCACAGCACCUCUCACUGUUGAAGUCUUGACAGAGAAAGGUCCAAGUCUGGGAAACAUCACAGGGAACAGCGUUAGUUGGGAUGUCCUCAGAAUGGACUGGAUCACACAUGGUAACUUUGACCAGAUUGUCAUUCAGGCCCAGGAGACUGGCCAGGAAGAAGAGGCUCAGAAUUUUACAGUUCCUGGCUACCAGAAUUUUGUGGAAAUCCCAGGUCUCAAGGCUGAAACUUCUUACACAGUUACCCUGCAAGGUGUAGUUGGGGGCCGUACCACGCCUCGCCUUGCUGUGAAAGUCUCCACAGAGAAGAUUCCGCUGGGAGAGUUGACCGUGACUGAGGUUGGCUGGGAUGGCCUGAAACUCAACUGGACUGUAACCGACCAGGCCUAUGAACACUUUGACAUUGAGGUGCAGGAGGUUAACAAGGUGGAAGUAGCUCAGAACCUCACGGUGCCCGGCAGCCUCAGGGCUGUGGACAUCCUGGGACUCAAGCCUGCCACCUCCUAUAGAGUCACCGUCUACGGGGUGGCUCAGGGCUAUAGAACACCAGCAUUCUAUGUUGAGGCAUCCACAGCCAAGGAACCUGAAAUUGAAAAUUUAAAUGUUUUUGAUGUAACUGCUGAGAGCUUCAAUCUCUCCUGGACAGCUCCUGAUGGGGCCUUCGAGAUCUUUACCAUUGAAAUUAUUGAUUCCAAUAGGUUGCUGGAGAAGAUAGAAUAUAAUAUCUCUGGUGCUGAACGAACCUCCAACAUCUUAGGGCUUCCCCCUAGUACUGAUUUUAUUGUCUAUGUCUCUGGACUUGCUCCCAAUAUCCGGACCCAAACCAUCAGUACCACAGCCACCACAGAGGCCCUGCCCCUUCUGGAAAACCUAACCAUUUCCGACAUUAAUCCCUACGGGUUCACAGUUUCCUGGAUGGCAUCGGAGAAUGCCUUUGACAGCUUCUUAGUAACGGUGGUGGAUUCUGGGAAGCUGCUGGACCCCCAGGAAUUUACACUUUCAGGAACCCAGAGGAAACUGGAGCUUAGAGGCCUCAUAACGGGCAUUGGCUAUGAGGUUAUGGUCUCUGGCUUCACUCAAGGGCACCAAACUAAGCCCUUGAGGGCUGUGAUUAUUACAGAAGCCGAGCCAGAAGUUGACAACCUUCUGGUUUCAGAUGCCACUCCAGACGGUUUCCGUCUGUCUUGGACAGCUGAUGAAGAAGUCUUCGACAGUUUUGUUCUCAAAAUCAGAGAUACCAAAAAGCAAUCUGAACCACUGGAAAUAACUCUCCUUGCCCCUGAACGUACGAGGGACAUAACAGGCCUCAAAGGGGCCACUGAAUAUGAAAUUGAACUCUAUGGAAUAAGCAAUGGAAGGCGGUCCCAACCAGUCAGUGUCAUAGCAAGAACAGCCAUGGGCACCCCGAAGGAAAUCAUUUUCUCAGACAUCACUGAAGACUCAGCCACUGUCAGCUGGAUAGCACCCACUGCCCAGGUGGAGAGUUUCCAGGUUACCUACGUGCCCAUUAUUGGAGGCACACCCUCAGUGGUCACCGUGGAUGGAACCCAGACUCAGACCCAACUGGUGAAACUCAUUCCUGGAAUGGAGUACCUUGUGAGCAUCAUUGCCAUGAAGGGCUUUGAGGAAAGUGAACCCGUCUCUGGAUCACUCACUACAGCUCUGGAUGGUCCGUCUGGCCUGGUGACUGCCAACAUCACCGACUCAGAAGCUUUGGCCAUGUGGCAACCGGCUAUUGCCACUGUGGACAGUUACGUCAUCUCCUACACAGGGGAGAGAGUGCCAGAAAUUACACGCACAGUGUCUGGGAACACAGUGGAGUUUGCGCUGACUGACCUCCAGCCUGCCACGGAAUACACACUGAGGAUCUUUGCAGAGAAAGGGCCACAGAAGAGCUCAGCUGUCACUACCAAGUUCACUACAGAUCUGGAUUCUCCAGGAGAUUUGACUGCUAGUAAGAUUCAGUCUGAAACUGCCCUACUCACCUGGCAACGCCCACGGGCAUCUGUAACCGGUUACCUCCUGGUCUACGAAUCCAUUGACGGGACAGUCAAGGAAGUCAUCGUGGGUCCAGAUACCACCUCCUACAGCCUUGCAGAGCUGACCCCAUCCACCCACUACACAGCCAGGAUCCAGGCUUUGAAUGGGCCCUUGAGGAGCCAGCUGGUCCAGACCAUCUUUACUACAAUUGGACUCCUGUAUCCAUUCCCCAGGGAUUGCUCCCAAGCAAUGUUAAAUGGAGACACGGCUUCUGGCCUCUACACCAUUUAUCUGAACGGCAAUAAAACCCAGUCCCUGAAAGUCUACUGUGACAUGACCUCUGAUGGGGGUGGCUGGAUUGUGUUCCUGAGACGCAACAAUGGACGGGAGGAUUUCUAUCGAAACUGGAAGACCUAUGCUGCUGGAUUUGGAGACCUCAAAGAAGAAUUCUGGCUUGGGCUGGACAACCUGAACAAAAUCACGACCCAAGGGCAGUAUGAACUCCGGGUGGACCUGCAGGACCAUGGAGAGACAGCCUAUGCGGUCUAUGACAGGUUCAGUGUUGGAGACGCCAGGACACGCUACAAGCUGAAGGUGGAGGGGUACAGCGGGACAGCAGGUGACUCCAUGGCCUACCACAAUGGGAGAUCUUUCUCAACCUUUGACAAAGACACAGACUCAGCCAUCACCAACUGUGCCCUGUCCUAUAAGGGGGCUUUCUGGUACAAGAACUGUCACCGUGUCAACCUGAUGGGCAAAUAUGGAGACAACAACCACAGUCAGGGUGUUAACUGGUUCCACUGGAAAGGCCACGAAUACUCAAUCCAGUUCGCCGAGAUGAAGUUGAGACCCAGCAAUUUCCGAAACCUUGAAGGCAGGCGCAAGAGGGCAUAA